This is a messenger RNA of Eupeodes corollae, 2484 nucleotides long. It is a transcript of the gene Bx, whose product is annotated as LIM domain only protein 3. The transcript has 4 exons. Gene Ontology annotation, biological process: positive regulation of transcription by RNA polymerase II. The coding region runs from base 821 to 1510 and encodes 229 amino acids. The record is from RefSeq and is a predicted model, not a curated record. Gene Ontology annotation, molecular function: DNA-binding transcription factor binding; transcription coactivator activity. Gene Ontology annotation, cellular component: nucleus. Lineage: Eukaryota; Metazoa; Arthropoda; Insecta; Diptera; Syrphidae.
UUCACUUUUUGCUGCUGCUCUAGCGUGCAAACGGAAUUCAGAAUGCCCAACCAAUUCAUUCGUCGAAUAAACGUCGACGCUGUAAGUCGGUUUGCCGGAGAACGUUCGUUUGCUUGCGAUACUUUCACCCCGAUGUGUUUUGUGUGUAAGAAUUAAAUUCAAAAAUAUAAAUAGUGUUGAGAUUUAACAUAACAACAAUAGUAAAUAAAAUUGAAUAUAUUUUAUUUGUAUCCAGCUUUUAUAAGCCAGUGAAAUCAAACCACUUGUCACUUGUGAUAAAAAUCAAAUAUACAUAAAAGUAUCUUUUGGUGAACAUCUACAAGUUUAGAUCUUGUAGAUAGAUUUCCUUACGUACCAAUUAUAGAUAGUAUAUACGAGUAUGCCGGUCGGUUGAAGUCUACUUUACUUAUCUAUCAGAAAGAGUGAAAUAUUUAACCACUUUAAUAUCUAUAAACAAAUCGGCACAAGAGUGAUUUAUAUCUAUUUACCUACCGCUGCCUACCUGCCGUGCGUCGACUACCGAAUAUACUACCAAUUCUCGCUGAAUCUUAAAUUUAAUCAAAUCUCCGAUAAUAUUUUUGCUUGAAAUUCGCAAAAAGUAAACAAAUAAACAAAAUCCAAGCUAAAGUUCAUUACGUGAUAUAAUUAACGUUAAAUUGUAGGUGUAUCUUCAAGCUUCUAUAUAGAAUAAAAAAAAAAAAAACAAAACACGUUCCACAAAAGUAUCCAUAUAUACAAAAUUAAAGAAGAAAACUAACCUACUUGAGAAUAUCUUUUUUUGAAAAAGUUCGUCACAAUUGUCGCUGAGAGCUCAAUAUACAUGAUGACGAUGGACGUCACCAAAACGGAACCCUCUGCGGGUCCUAAUAAUCCCAACAACAAUAAUCAACUCUGUGCCGGAUGCGGCAAACACAUCCAGGACAGAUAUUUGCUGCGGGCCCUGGAUAUGCUUUGGCAUGAAGAUUGCCUGAAGUGUGGUUGCUGUGAUUGCCGACUGGGUGAAGUCGGCUCCACUCUAUAUACCAAAGGCAAUUUAAUGCUUUGCAAAAGGGACUAUUUAAGAUUGUUUGGAAAUACGGGCUAUUGUGCUGCUUGCAGCAAAGUUAUACCAGCUUUUGAAAUGGUUAUGAGAGCAAGAACGAAUGUCUACCAUCUCGAGUGUUUUGCGUGUCAGCAGUGUAAUCAUAGGUUCUGUGUUGGUGAUCGCUUUUAUUUAUGUGAAAAUAAGAUCCUUUGCGAAUACGAUUACGAAGAACGAUUAGUUUUCGCUUCGAUGGCUAAUCAUCCAAUGCUGAAGCGUCACGCCAGCUCCAUCGGCCAAAAUUCUCCUUCGGCUGGUGGAGGUGGUGGUGGCUUAUUGGGCGGAGCAAAUGGUCAAGUUGGCAGUCAAAAUGGACCUCGCACACCAGGUGACCACAAUAACAACAACAACGGACCUCAAACACCUACAAAUGGCAGCCCCUUUGGAGCUCAAUCGCACAUGAAAAGUGCCCUUGGGGCGUCCAGCUAAAAGAAAGCCCACGAUGGGCUGCCAAAGCGGUACCAAAGAAAAUUUUAUGCUAGAGAUUGACCAACCAUUGAACGAUAUUGAAGUCGUGAGUCAAUACUGCAGUAAAUAAAGGAUAUACAUACAUAAUUUUACUGUCGAUGGACCCCAGCAACAAAAUAUAAACUAAUUAAAAAUUAUGUAGUUAAUUUUUCUUUUAAUUAAUAAUUAAAAUUAUUAUUUGUUAUAAUAAAUUUUGUAUAUAUUACGUGUAUAUGAAAAUGAUAAAUGUGCAAUGCUAAAGUUGGGGUAAGAUAAUAUUCUUCAUAAAACUUCGAAAAGUCUGUGCCAAAUAUUAUUAAAAAAACAACAACAAAAAAAAACUAAUUUUAUUUUGUAUUAGUCAUCCCCACCGAAGUUUAACUGUGAAAUUCUUGAAGAUUUAUAAAAGAAAAAAACAAACAAAUAAAGUUCACAAGAUUCCAUCGUCCUCUAAAAAGAAGGAGAUAAUAAUUAUCUUAUAUUAAGUGUAAAUAAUUAAAUUGUUAUUUAUUUUUUAAGUUAUUCUAUACGAGGCUGCAAAUAUAUAAAAAAAAACAAAAAUCUUAAUAUUCAAAAAUAAAUAAAUAUAAAUUAAACUAAAAGAAUUAAUAACUUGUAAUUGUUAUUCGUUUUGAAAAUAUUUUUUGUUUCUUUAAUCAAGUGGAGAUGUUUUGGUACGUUGUGACACCAUCACACAUAACACUUUAAAACAUUGUACAUAAUAAAUAUUUUAAUGUAGAUAAUCAAUAUUAAUUAAAAAUAAAAGAUUGUGAGUCAAAAAUUCUCAUUAAAAUCAAAUAUUUAGUGUAUGUAAAAAAUACUCAUUUCGAGAUUAAACUAAUAUUGACCUAUUUUAUUCAAUACUAAUUUUAUAAAAAAGAACACACAAAUAUUAAAUGGAACAAUGUGAAUGGAAUCCAUAUAGUAAAUUGAUGUUUUUAAAUUGGAAACUAUGA